Molecule: messenger RNA, 1941 nt
Organism: Suillus subalutaceus
Lineage: Eukaryota; Fungi; Basidiomycota; Agaricomycetes; Boletales; Suillaceae
Exons: 5
Coding region: 1-1941 (646 amino acids)
Source: RefSeq, a predicted model, not a curated record
AUGUAUGACUUAUCUUCGUCACCGUCGAUCACAGUGAGCUCCACUCUCAAGAGGCCAACUUCCCGCUUCGAACAUCUAGUCAAUAAUCAAAACGACGAGGAGAUACCUGCAAGUUGGUCUGGGAUGUGGGGUACCCGGUCAACUUCCGCUGCAAUGGCGAAGCCCAAUAAUGGCAGGGCUGCACGUGGGAUUCAUGGCAGGUCGUUCAGCGCUUCUCCAGCGUCUGCCCCUCCUUCAUGGGCACUCCAGCACCCGCUCGCUAUGUCUACUAGUACUAAUCAGAAAUAUUCAACACCUGUUGUGCGGUGGCCGUCGUCGUUGUCUGCCAGAGACAUACCAUCCAGUUCAAUGUCGACCCCAGAUGACUCACCAUCGUCGUCACGUCCGCCAUCUCCGGGACUGUCGUUACUAAACGAGGCGUUGAGUGACAGCAUCCUUCCGACAGUGCCCCCACGUGCACGACUGCCUCCAUGUUUUUCGCCUGCUCGCCUGCUCAGUCGACCACCUCCAUUACUCAGUAAUCUCCUAUCUACUUUCCCGUCAGCAUCUGUGACUUCCAUUCCUCCACACUUUCAAAAUGGGCUCCCCUUAUCUUCUACAGAUCCUGCAGCUCACAUUAAUGAGCCAUGUAUAUCGCUAAACCACUCCCUACCUGCUCGUUCGUCCAUCGACACACUGCGUUCGAUCCAUGCAUCUACCGCACCGCAGAUUGCGCUUCCUCCUAUUCCAAGUAAAUGGUGGUUCCAGAGUGAUUCAGACUCGGGGAUUAAGGACAACGUGGGCAAGCUCCUCAACGAGGAAGAUCAGGCUUCGUCGCUGAAUAAAAUCCAUCAGAAGUAUCGUUCACCAAAAGCUCCCGUUGUGUUCUGCCAUGGACUUCUUGGUUUUGAUACCGUGACCGUUGGACCUUCCCUUGCACCCUUACAGGUUGCGCAUUGGCGUGGUAUCAAGGAAGCAUUGGAGGCAAAUGGUUGUGAAGUUCUUAUCACGCGAGUACCUGCAACCAGUUCUCCUGUAGAACGUGCAAAAGACACAGCAUGGGCGGCCUCGAUUGCCGUUACCCUCACAACGCACCUCACUCAACGCAAGUUUUCCGUGAUAAGCAUCACUACAAUCGCCACACCACAUCGUGGCUCCUCCUUCGCGGACCACUUCAUGUCGCUCGCCUCGCAGCAUCUUCCAUCCGUCCUUGCGCUGCUCGAGCUUCUGCCAAACGGUGGAGGUGAUGGAAAGGCAUUCGAAUGUCUUACUCUAGAAAGCAUGCGUCGGUUCAACGAGGAGACACCUGACAUUGAGGGUGUGCGCUAUUUUAGCUGGGGUGCAUGUUAUGAACCAGGGCUUAUUGAUACGUGGAAAUGGCCGCAUAGUGUCAUCUUGGAGAAGGAGGGUCCGAACGAUGGGCUGGUUAGCGUCGAAUCAGCCAAGUGGGGCACAUAUCUCGGUACCCUUUCUCCCGUGAACCACCUAGACCUUGUUGGAUGGACGAACGCUGCGCGAUAUACGUGGGCCUCGAUUUGGGGGAAGGAGAUUCCGUUCAAGCCUGCUUCAUUCUACCUUGGUGUUGCAGACUUGCUGGCCGGAGUAGAGGAGAAUGAGGGAGAGGAGGAUGCGCUAGAGAAUGGCAUGGUUGAAGGUCACCAGGAGAGAAUGCAGCAAAACCUCUUGGGUAGCAGUCCUUCUCCCAGGUCGAUGCCAAGCCCGCUGCUGAGAAUGCACCCUGCACUUGGAGAGAUGGUAUCAAAAGCGCAAGAAGAAUCAAUGUCCGUACCCCAGCGCCCUCCCCAUCCAGCAGAAGCAUCGAGAUUCCCGACAUCCCCAGAAACACCUCCAUCAACGAAGCAGAGAUCUUUACCCUCUACACCUCCUCACGAGGAGACCCCACCUACAUCACCUAGAAAAUCGUCAACCCCGCCUGCAGCACAUACGCGAGAACGAGACUAG